Cygnus olor (mute swan) is the source of this 5520-nucleotide messenger RNA. RefSeq names its product solute carrier family 5 member 8 (gene SLC5A8). Gene Ontology annotation, cellular component: membrane. The record is from RefSeq and is a predicted model, not a curated record. Lineage: Eukaryota; Metazoa; Chordata; Aves; Anseriformes; Anatidae. Gene Ontology annotation, molecular function: organic acid:sodium symporter activity. Bases 145 to 1968 code for a protein of 607 amino acids. The transcript is spliced from 15 exons. Gene Ontology annotation, biological process: sodium ion transport; propanoate transmembrane transport.
GGAGCGGGCGCCGGGGCUCUAUAAGGCCGUCCCGGCGGCGGCCCCGGCUCUCGCCGCACACACACACACACACACACACACAGAGAACACCGGGGAAGCCCCGUGUGGGUCUGUGUCAGGCCGUCGGGCGCUAGGGCAGGUGGCAUGGGGCGCUUCAGCGUGUGGGACUACGUGGUCUUCGCGGCCAUGCUGCUGGUGUCGGCUGCCAUCGGCAUCUACUACGCGUUUGCGGGAGGGGGGCAGAAGACGUCCAAGGACUUUCUCAUGGGGGGCCGCAGCAUGAGCGCCCUCCCCGUCGCGCUGUCCCUCACCGCCAGCUUCAUGUCGGCUGUCACGGUGCUGGGCACCCCCGCCGAGAUCUACCGCUACGGGGCUAUCUUCUGCAUCUUUGCCAUCACCUACGCGCUGGUGGUGCUGUGCAGUGCUGAGAUCUUCCUGCCCGUCUUCUACAGGCUGGGCAUUACCAGCACCUACGAGUAUUUAGAGCUUCGAUUUAAUAAAUACCUGCGGCUCUGUGGAACGGUCCUCUUCGUUAUACAAACGAUUUUAUAUACUGGCAUUGUCAUUUAUGCUCCAGCGUUAGCACUAAAUCAAGUCACGGGCUUCGAUUUGUGGGGUGCCGUGGUGGCAACUGGCGUGGUCUGCACUUUCUACUGCACAUUGGGAGGUCUGAAGGCAGUGGUGUGGACAGACGUUUUCCAGGUUGGAAUUAUGGUCGCUGGAUUCUCGUCUGUGAUUAUACGAGCUGUGGUGGUACAGGAAGGAAUUGGACGCAUUGUAAAUGAUUCCUACCAUGGAGGAAGACUGAACUUUUGGGACUUUAAUCCUAAUCCUUUGCAAAGGCAUACCUUCUGGACAAUUGUUAUAGGUGGGACCUUCACAUGGACUGGCAUUUAUGGCGUCAACCAGUCCCAAGUACAGAGAUACAUUGCAUGCAAAAGCAGGUUCCACGCAAAAAUGUCCCUCUACAUCAACCUGGUGGGCCUCUGGGCUAUCCUGGUCUGUGCAACGCUCUGCGGGCUGUCCCUGUACUCCAUCUACAAGGACUGCGACCCCUGGUCGGCAAAGCAGGUGUCGGCACUCGACCAGCUAAUGCCUUACCUAGUGCUGGAUAUUUUCAAGGAUUUUCCAGGAAUGCCAGGGCUUUUUGUAGCUAGUGCCUACAGUGGGACAUUAAGUACAGUGUCCUCCAGCAUCAAUGCUCUGGCUGCUGUGACUGUUGAAGACCUCAUUAGGCCAUACUUCAGAUCGCUCUCUGAAAAGAAGCUGUCAUGGAUUUCCAUGGGGAUGAGCCUUUUUUAUGGUGGAGUCUGCAUCGCUAUGGCUGUGCUGGCAUCUCUCCUGGGAGCCUUGCUGCAGGCAGCACUCAGCAUUUUUGGCAUGAUCGGUGGCCCCCUUUUAGGACUUUUUGCCUUGGGAAUCCUCUGCUCCUUUGCAAAUGGAAUUGGUGCAUUUGUGGGUCUUGUCACUGGCUUCGUCGUUUCACUUUGGGUUGGAAUUGGUUCUCAGAUUUAUCCUCCACUCCCAGAGAGGACUUUGCCACUGCCCCUCUCAACUGCAGGCUGUAAUAUAUCCAUUUCAAGCAAUCUGACUACAUCAACAGCAAAUCCAUUAACAACAAUUUUCAGCACACAAGCUCCCGAAAGGCCUGUCCUGGCAGACCGCUGGUAUUCCUUGUCCUAUCUCUACUUCAGCACACUUGGGACACUUAUCACAAUAGUUGUGGGAAUGAUUAUCAGCCUCCUAACAGGAGGACUGAAGCAGAACACAGACCGUAAAUUCCUGCUGACCAAAGAAGAUUUCCUUUCCAACUUCUCACGGUCUAAAUCGGAUACAGCAGAGAAGGUGGUAGUGUUGAGCUGGAAAACAUCUACUAAUGCAGCUGAAGGAACCGACAACCCUGCUUUCAGCCACAUCGAAAUGGACGUAGCAAGCGAUAAGAACAAAGUCAAUGGCCUCCACAUAUGACAUGGGGCCAUGUCAGCCCUCGAGGACAGUUUUGUUGACGUGAACCACUGCUGACAUUUCUGUGCUGGGUCAGUUACCAGCCCUGCCGGGGUUACAGGCAGGAGUCUGCUGAGCUUUGUGGUACUGUUACCCUUGCACAACUUUGACGUGAGUCAAGAAAGGAAUCAGGUCUUUCCUGCUGCUCUCUCUCUCACUCUGGAUCUUGGUGACAGGGCUUAAGGUGAUGGUUCAAUGUGAAAUAUUUGCCUGAUAUUCUUGAGCCUCCUGGAAAAUAACUGCUUUGAAUUUCAGUUCACUCUUGGGGUAAAUUUUUUAUUUGGGAAGCGCACUGUUCCCCCGGACAUGCUUGUUGUUCUCCUUUUUUUUUUUUUUUUUUUUUAAGUCAUUAAACGUACAAGGAGGUAGGUACUGUAGGAUCAUUGCAGGGUGCAUCAGAUUGAAAGAAACAGUGGAUCUUUUUUUGUAGCACAGGAGAUGUACUUAUCUCCAUCUGGUUGCUUUGCAGAACUGAGCCUGAGAGCAUAUUUAUUUUGCUGGUUUUGUCGUAUAUAUUUGCUUUCAUUAAGCCACUCAUUCUUUGGUUACCUGCAUCUACUCCUGUGUGCUCACUGUUGGAAGCUACAAGAGUGUCUUUGGAGAUGGGUGAAAGCAAACCACUAAUAUCUUGCUCUUUACUCCCUGCCUCACUCUUCUGCCUUGUCUUCCCCUUACGGAUCUGGCCCUCAUGAUGAAGUGAGCUAUCUGGGCUCUUUAUUCAGUGCCAUGUAGCAGAACCACUUGCUGGCCCAAGACCACUCUUGUACUGGGCUGGGUGUACUGUAGCAAAGAUGUAAAUGGAAGAAGAUGGCCCUCUUUGCUGUACUGGGCAAGAGAGAAGGCUGCACCUGCAGUUGCCACUGCCGUUAUGUGUGGGGCUGUGAGCUGAAACCUGCUAUAGCCAUUUGUGUUUGUGUAGUCCCUGUUGUCAUUCUGGGGAUUCACUUGCAAGAUUGGGCCAGAUCAGGCCAGAGCACGUUGUUUGUUUUGUCGUGGGCAGAGUCCACUGUGCAGUCCCCAGGUAGGGAAGGGAUUACAUAGGCUGUAGUUUGGUAAAGUCUCGUCCAUGGCUGCAGGGCACUGGAUGGCUCAUCCUCUGGCGGGGCUGCCAAGAGGAGGUGAACAGCACACCCAUCCUUGACCAUGUACUUCUGGCUUGGAAGGGUAAAAACCACCAUAGCUUCCUUGUCCUGUCUGCUUUCUGGUACAACAGGGACUAGACUCUUUGACCCACUGUGUUGUUUUUGCACUGCAGACUUUCUGGUACGGGUAUACAUAGGUGUUCAAAACUUGUCUACAGCAAUGGAACCAAGUUGGGUAAUAAAAGUCAUUGCAGGAAAGCCCAGCUGUGAAGCUUAUAAAGCAGUCAUGCUUGAGACUUAAAUCAAACAGUGACGGUGUGUCUUAAACACUCUCUAGAAGUUAUGCUACAGUUGUACCCUGUGCUGAGCUGCUAUAAUUUGGGGUUUGACACAGUGCUAGUUUAUCUAUGCUGAUUUGGGCCUUUUAGCUCUUAAUCUAUUCUGUGCCCCAGUGACAGUGGGCAUUUGAUGAUCUCCUGCAUAAGAUGAGCUGACAAGAUCAGAAAACAUUAGGAAGAAAAAAUGGGAGCAGACCUCUCCUAGAGGAGUACAGACCAGACAGACCCUGCAUGGCUUGCCACCAGGAGCACAUCUCCAUCAGCUAACCCAGUGCACAAUGACAUGAUGAAGAGAGGCUUCCUCUCUGCCUCCUGAAACAUGGGCUUGCACAAUCCAGUGCAGAGUUUAGGGCCAGCCCCUUGUCUCUCAUUCCUCUGCUGCAGUGCUGUGAUCAGGUUAGUGUCAGAACACUAUGCAGAAGGGCUGUGAGCAAGCAGAAUAAAUCCCAGGUGUUACAUCUUGUGUCCCCAUAUCUAAGAUCUGAUGUGAGAUGAUCGAUAGCAUGCUGAAUAAAGUAUUCUGGGAUUCUGGACAGAGGCCUCUGUUCUGGAACUGUCCUAGUCUCCCUGACAACUAGCCCACUGAGUGAAUGAGCUGGCUAUGCUUCCCAAACCUCAAAUGGUUAAGUGCAGCCCAUGCAGCCUUGUGUCUUGACUUCAUGACAGAAACUGAUACUGCAUUUUGUGCUGCAAAAUAGUUUUUGAGUCUUGGAGUAAAAUAAUUUGUAGUUACCAGGUACUUUUGGCCCACAGAGCUGAUCAAGGGUAAGUAGUGGUAUCUCCACUCUGCUACAGAGAACCAAAAUGUGGUGAAAAGGUCUGGUGUCCCUCUGUGUGUCUCUGCUUAGUGGCACAUAGUAAGCCAUGAACAAAAGAGAAGCCUAUUGCAAGCCCUUGUCUUAUGUACCUUCUGGUAUGGCUACAGCACUCCCAACCCACAUGCUGAACUCCCAUCUGAACCUGUUCCUCAGGGGGGUGACCGAUUGCUGUUUUAUUAAACAGCAUCAGUAUGGCCUAUGUUGCACUACUCUGUGCUGAGAUCCCUGUUUGCACUGUUGUUGAUACUGCCUUAAACUGUCCUGGGUGACCUGUGGCUUCUACCUGUUCUGUUCAUGGAGAGAAGACUAAUCUUUGCAGUUAUCAUAGUUAAGAAAAAAAUGUAGCAUCGUGGAGUUUUUUCUCAGUACUUUAAAUUCACAUAAUUUAUUAAAACAGAGAAAGCACAUAAGUCAUUGCUUGAAGUUACUAUUUGAGCACUGAGCAGUUGUUUAAUUUUGGUAUGAAGUGAAAGUUUGGGCCAGAUGAUAUCUGUGGGUCCACAGUCAUGUCAAGAUGAGUUUUUACUGGGGAAAAUACCUUGCUGUAAGAGGCAAACAUUUUUAAACUUUGCAGAUGACCCUUACAACUGUCCCUUUUCUUGUUAGUUCACCUCCCGUGAUUGCUGCAGAGCUCAAAAGUGGCUCUUCCUGCUUUGCUUUUUUCUAUAUGCUUGUUACUUUAAUUGGCAUCACUAAUUAAAACAGUUAAUUUUGAAUAAUAUUUUCUCUGGGAUUAUAUACUGUCCUCAGCUAGUUGGACGCAGAGCCAGGGCCUUGUGUAAAAGCAGCAAGACAAUUCUCAGGGUUUCCAUCACGCUCCUGCACCUUGAUCCUUCAUCUCUCCCAGCUAAAAACUCACCCAACAAUGAAAUGAAGGAUGGCCAAGCCCAUUAAUUCCACAGGAGUGGGAGCACUCCGCAAUGUCCAAAUUACAUGCAGCAUCUGGCAGGGUCAAGAGAAAAAGCAAGUGGGAACAUUAAAAAGUGAACUAAAUACACAACAGGAAGAAUAAUUGACUAUGUAAAUACACAAAGGAUUCACGGAGAGAAAGUAGUGAUGGAUCCUGGCCCCUUUUAUUUUACAUUUACUUUUGCUUGUACUCAGCUGGUCUGUUUGCUUUCUGAACAAAUAAGGGAAACAGAAAAAAAAAUCAUGAACGCCAAGCAGCAAAUAUUUCAUAUGCAUAAUUUAUUUUAAAGUUUAUUGCGUCACAUUAUACAAGCAUUAAACAUGGCUUUAUGUUGAUGAUUUUUUUUAAAGUGUGAAAACUUGACGUUC